GAAUUGAGUGCGAGCAUAUCGCGUGAGGAGAUUGACGCACACGAUCUGCCCCCACUCGUCGAAGUCCACCACCGUCUCACACAGUUUGCGAAAGUGCUUGUCGAUCAUCUGCAGGCGCUCAGGACACUACGCAGAGGCAUAGCACAGGGAUGA
This is a messenger RNA of Sphaeroforma arctica JP610, 153 nucleotides long. RefSeq lists its product as hypothetical. NCBI's taxonomy places the organism in Eukaryota, Ichthyosporea, Ichthyophonida. The annotation marks the transcript as partial. The record is from RefSeq and is a predicted model, not a curated record. The transcript has a single exon.